Talaromyces stipitatus ATCC 10500 is the source of this 1431-nucleotide messenger RNA. RefSeq lists its product as uncharacterized. The record is from RefSeq and is a predicted model, not a curated record. The transcript is spliced from 3 exons. Bases 94 to 1227 code for a protein of 377 amino acids. NCBI's taxonomy places the organism in Eukaryota, Fungi, Ascomycota, Eurotiomycetes, Eurotiales, Trichocomaceae.
GGUCUCAAACAGCUACCAGCACUCCGUCACAUUCUACUCGUUCCUUUUGUGUUUCAAAAUUUUUUUAUUUGCUUUUUGUUGCCCUGCACCAGCAUGCAGCUUCUCCGCUACGCGUGGGCAGCUGCAGGAGUCGCUUGCACCCUGUUUCUAGACCCUGUCCAGGGUGCUGCUUCUUGCAUAGAAGCUCCCCACGUACGGGAGUACUUCUAUGUGGGGGGUGAGUACAUCCAGACCGCCUCGGGCCAUCUGUUCAAGGAUCAAAUGUACGUUGAGAAGUUAUCGCCCACAAACGGUAGUAAUCAGCCUUAUCCUGUCGUCUUUCUCCAUGGUGGCGGCCAAGCUGGGACUAACUUUCUCAACAAGCCUGAUGGCGGUAGAGGAUGGGCUUCGUGGUUUCUCACCCAUGGUUACGAGGUGUACAUCGUCGACCGUACGAUGACUGCACGGUCUCCUUUACUGCCUAGCGAUGGCUUCACUCAAACAGUUUUCUCUGCCGAGUUCAUCGCUCAGCGGUUUACGGCUGUACAAAAGUACCCUUUGUGGCCCCAGGCAACGCUACACACCCAAUGGCCUGGAACUGGCGAGCUGGGCGAUCCAGUAUUUGACGCAUAUUACAUGUCCAACGUGCAAUCUAUAUCCAACAGUUCAGAGCAAGAGAUAACAAUGAAAGCCGCCGGCGAGGCGCUUCUCGACAGAAUUGGUCCCGCAGUGGUGAUUACACAUUCUCAGGGCGGGCUCUAUGGCUGGGCUUGGGCAGACAGCCGCCCCAAUCUCGUCAAGGCUCUAAUUCAGAUCGAGCCCAAAGGCCCACCGUUCCAAGAAGUCAUCUUCUCCUCUGAUUUCAGCCGACCUUGGGGUCUAACAUCUAUCCCAUUGACAUAUGAGCCGGCACCCACCAACCUGACCGCUCCACUCACAAUGAUGACUUUGCCCGCCGAUUCUCCCGACUUGCUCCCAUGCAUCAUCCAACAGGAACCGGCGGCUAAAUUGUCCAACCUGGCCAAGGUCCCCAUUUUGAUUGAUACGGGCGAAGCCUCAUACCAUGCUCAGUAUGAUUAUUGCUUUAUUAAGUUCCUCAAGCAGGCCGGUGUUGCCGCUGAGCAUCUUGAUCUGGGCAAGGCUGGGAUCCAUGGCAAUGCGCAUUUGCAGUUUAUGGAAAAGAACAGCGACGACAUUGCUAAGGUGUUGCAUAUGUGGAUUAUGAACAAGGUCAAGGGCAGGGAAUGAGACUUUCCUAUGCUCGAGUUCAAUAAGAGUGGGUAUUAUUAUUGUUAUUAUUUUUCCAUGUCCAAAUUUUUCUUCGCAUCGUGGUACUUCAGGAUUCCUGAAGAUGCUUUCCAGAUAUUGCUAUAGUACUACAAACAAACGAUAUGAAUAAAUAAUAUAUAGAUGUGGCAGUGACAAUAAUCACUAGCCCUAUGACCUUCAUUC